UAGUAAGAGCGACUGUAAAGGCGGUUAGCAGGCGAAAGAUUUUAUCAACAAGAGCUGCUUUGACGCUGGUGGAUGUAGACAAGAAACACGGACAAGAGGAGCUUCCUGAGAUUACAGGAUUAUUCCUGUACUGAGUUUAUAGGAGAGAAAGUGUUGAAGCUGUUUGAACAGUCUAACUGGUGUGUAUUCUCUCGGCGGAAAGUAGUUCCGGCUGUACCAGGAGCCGCAGGUUAAUAUCACUGCGCUGGUUCUAAUACAUUAUUGUUUCAGCUCAUACACAGAGACCUGUACAGCAGACUCUCCGUAUAAUCUAAGAAUGAUGAGAAACUGAUGAGAAAGGUGUUGUUUGAAUUUUUUAAUUAUUAUUUAUUUUUUAGGAGACGUUUAAUGAACAUGUAUGGAAGGAGCGUCAGGUGUCAGUGCUUUGUAACAGUCGUGGCGCUUUGCGAAGUCGAUCACCUCAAGAAAGUCUUCAGGACAGACGAGAUCUCUACACCUUCGGCUGUAAAUAAGAUCAGGCUGCUGUUAGAGAAUAAGCCCGAAUAUAUUGGGCUCAAAGUUGGUGUACGGACCAGAGGAUGCAACGGGCUCACUUACACACUCGACUAUACCAAGGAGAAGGACAAAUCAGAUGAAGAGGUGUUACAGGAUGGUGUGAGAAUUUUCAUUGAGAAGAAGGCUCAGCUGUCCUUGCUGGGCACAGAAAUGGAUUUUGUCGAGACAAAACUCUCCAGCGAGUUUGUGUUUAACAACCCCAACAUCAAAGGAACGUGCGGUUGUGGGGAGAGCUUCAACAUUUAAACAGCUUCCAGUCGUGUAUACUUCACGAUACACAUCGCACUUCCAUUCCCCAAUCAGAGACUAAGAACCACCGUGUGGAGUUAAAGACUCAAGCGUGAGACACGGAUGCAUUGAUGUUCAGCUCCCUGUGCCGCAACCGCCUGAAAAUAUCUUCACCACCAAUGUUUAGUGAAUAGCGUUCAGCUCAUUUAGUGUUUUUCUGUUCAUUAGAAUAUAAUGUAAAAGAUACCUGUUGUACAAUAUGGGUCAGUAUUUAUUUGACAGAAAAUAAGGAAUGAUGGUGUGCAUUCGUUAAUCAGUUUUAGAAAUUUUUCUUGAUAUGUGAUGCGGAUUUGCCUGCCAAUGUUCUCUCAUGUCCUCAUUAUAAAAGAGAGCAUAGUGUGUUUGUGUGUGUGUGUGUGUGUGUGUGUGUGUGUGUGUGUGUUCGCGAGAAAGACUCAUCCACUUAAGUUAUGCAAUGUUUUUGCAUUUGUAUGUUUUAUAAUCCAGUCAAUGUAUUUCACUGAACAUUGAUGCUAUGAAAUAGAGCUUGCCAAACGUCAAGCUUUGUGCUCCUUAAAACUGCUUAGAGAUGCAGCAUAGCAUCUGAAACAUCCCUGCAUCGAGAGAGUAUAAUGUAUAUUUAUUAUAAGCAGAUGUGUGAGAAAUCAGUAGAGGGAUAUUUAUUAUAUAGUGUAAGACUCAGGUGUUGAGUAUUGACAACUUUGCAUUUUAAAAAAGUGUCCUUGAUGCUGAUCAGUCUGUAAAAUCUAUGAGAGAGCAAGAGAAAGUAAAAAACCUGUCUUUUAACGCACAAUAAAGCUCAUGUAAAUAAAAA
Messenger RNA from Ictalurus furcatus (blue catfish), 1618 nucleotides. RefSeq names its product iron-sulfur cluster assembly 1 (gene isca1). The record is from RefSeq and is a predicted model, not a curated record. Lineage: Eukaryota; Metazoa; Chordata; Actinopteri; Siluriformes; Ictaluridae. Gene Ontology annotation, cellular component: cytoplasm; mitochondrion. Gene Ontology annotation, molecular function: 2 iron, 2 sulfur cluster binding. Bases 331 to 801 code for a protein of 156 amino acids. The transcript is spliced from 6 exons. Gene Ontology annotation, biological process: iron-sulfur cluster assembly.